Molecule: messenger RNA, 2905 nt
Organism: Patiria miniata (bat star)
Lineage: Eukaryota; Metazoa; Echinodermata; Asteroidea; Valvatida; Asterinidae
Product: zinc finger protein 260-like
Exons: 3
Coding region: 447-2165 (572 amino acids)
Biological process (GO): central nervous system development; regulation of transcription by RNA polymerase II
Cellular component (GO): nucleus
Molecular function (GO): DNA-binding transcription factor activity, RNA polymerase II-specific; RNA polymerase II cis-regulatory region sequence-specific DNA binding
Source: RefSeq, a predicted model, not a curated record
CCUAAUCGUCUACCCACACUAAGAAGGUGCUUGCAGGUGAGAAACCAUUCAUUUGUGAGACCUGUGUUAAAGCCUUUUCACAGCAAGGAAGUCUAAGCAGCCAUGUGAUGAUGCAGACUGAAAAGGAAACAUUUGUUAAUGCUGGUGGCCCCUGUGGUAAAGCCUUUAAUGUGCGAAGUACUCCAAACAGACAUGAGAAAGACCAUACUGUAACAAAUCAUUUGUUUGUGAGACCUGUGGCAAAGCUUUUUCUACAAAAACUGAUGUAAUCCGACAUGAGAGGGUGCAUAGCCUACUGGAGAGAGACCAUUUGUUUUUGAGAUCUGUAGUAAAGCUUAUUCUUGGCGAAGAAAUCUUAAAACUCAUAUCAUAUUGUACACUGGUAAGGAACCAUUUCUUUGUGAGAUCUGUGGUAAAGUCCUUUCUCAUCAAGGUAGUCUUAACAUAUGAAGAUGCAUACUGGUGAGAGACAAUUUGUUUGUGAGACCUGUGGUAAAACCUUUUCUAGAAAAACUGAUGUAAUCAGACAUGACAGGGUGCAUACUGGUGAGAAACCAUUUGUUUGUGAGAUCUGCGGUAAAACCUUUUCUAGAAAAAUUGAUGUAAUCAGACAUGACAGGGUGCAUACUGGUGAGAAACCAUUUGUUUGUGAGAUCUGCGGUAAAGCCUUUACUUGUCUAAGUAAUCUACGCAGACAUGAGAGGGUGCAUACUGGUGAGAAAGCAUUUGUUUGUGAGAUCUGUGGUAAAGCCUUUUUUCAAAGGACAAAUCUUAAAGAGCAUGUCAAGGUGCACACUGGUGAGCAACCAUUUGUUUGUGAGAUCUGUGGUAAAGCCUUUUCUCAUAGGACAAAUCUUAAACGUCAUAUCAAGGUGCACACCUGUGAAAAACCAUUUGUUUGUGAGAUCUGCGGUAAAGCCUUUCCUUUGCGAAGUAGUCUUCGCAAACAUGACAGUGUGCAUACUGGUGAGAAACCAUUUGUUUGUGAGAUCUGCGGAAAAACCUUCACUUGUCUAAGUAAUCUACGAACACAUAAGAGGGUGCAUACUGGUGAGGAACCAUUUGUUUGUGAGACCUGUGGUAAAGCCUUUUCUCAAAGGACAAAUCUUAAACGUCAUUUCAAGGUACACACUGGUGAAAAGCUAUUUGUUUAUUCCUGUUAUGUGACACUACGCCGACUGUUGGAGCAUUCUGUUGUGGAUUUUCGUGAAUCAGAUCCGAUCACUGACAGACCUGAAGAGGAUCAACAACCAGCCAAUUGUGACGAUACUCCCAUGAUCCUUAGCAGACAGGUGCUUUCGUCUACCCACACUAAGAAGGUGCUUGCAGGUGAGAAACCAUUCAUUUGUGAGACCUGUGUUAAAGCCUUUUCACAGCAAGGAAGUCUAAGCAGACAUGCGAUGAUGCAGGCUGAAAAGGAAACAUUUGUUAAUGCUGGUGGCCCCUGUGGUGAAGCCUUUAAUGUGCGAAGUACUCCAAACAGACAUGAGAAGGACCAUACUGGUGACAAACCAUUUGUUUGUGAGACCUGUGGUAAAACUUUAUCUCGGCGAAGUAGUCUUAAAGAGCAUACCAAGAUCCACACUGGUGAGAAACCAUUUGUUUGUGAGAUCUGUAGUAAAGGAUUUUCUCAGCGAAGUUUUCUAAAGACACAUUUCAGGAUGCACACUGGUGAGAAACCAUGUGUUUGUGAGACCUGCGGUAAAGCCUUAACUUGUCAAAGAAAUCUGACCGUACAUAUGAGGGGACACCGUGGAGAGAAACCAUUUGUUUGUGAGAUCUGUAGUAAAACCUUCUCUCAGCGAAAUAAUCUUAAAAAACAUAUGGGGGUGCACACUGGUGUAGUGAAACCAUUUGUUUGUGACAUCUGCAGUAAAGCAUUUUCUUGCCGAAGUUAUCUACGCAAACAUGAAAGGGUGCACACGGGUGAGAGACCAUUUGUUUGCGAGACCUGUGGUCGAGCUUUUUCUCAUCAGAGUACUCUCAAAGGACAUAUCAAGGUGCACACUGGCGAGAAACCAUUUGUUUGUGAGACCUGUGGGAAAGCCUUUGCUUUGCUACGUUACCUACGCAAACAUGACAGGGUGCACUCUGGUGAGGCCAAAAAACAAAUAGUUCUGCUUCCGGUUUCCCAACCUACCAUAUUCUUACUGCCCCUACCCUAAUUUUUUUAUUGGAAAUAUGAGAAAAAAAAUCACCCCAAAGCAUUCAUUUCUACCUCUUACCCUUGACUACACGCAGACGCCUCCACAUCAUCGUACCCCAAAAAAGAGCAAUUCCCUACCUACGUACCUACCUACCUACCCCUUUUUCAAAUGCCAUGUAAUCGAAAGCCGAACCGGGGGGGGGGGGGUUGGCGUGAGGAACCAUUUGUUUGUGAGACUUUGUAAAGUCAUUUCCACAAAAAAAAAUGAUCUCAUCAGACAUGAUGAGAGGGUGCAUACUGGUAAGAGACCAUUAACUGUUUGUGAGAUCUGUAGUCUCAGUGAAGCUUUUUAAAAACACAUCAGGUUGCUCAUUGGUUGCGUGAGGAACCAUUUGUUUGUGAGAUCUGUAUACUAAAGCCUUUUCACGGCGGAAUAUGUCGAUGUUAAUACUAUACUGAGAAACCAUUUGUGAGACUUUUGGUAACGCAGCUUAGGACAUAUCUUAAAAAGCCAUAUCAAGGUGCACAACUGGUAAGAAACCAUUUGUUUGUGACAAAGGCCUGUGGAUUACUAAAAGGCCCUUUACAUGUAUUAUUAAAUUCUCGAAGGAAACAGAAUGGUUCACAACGGUGAAUCUUUUGUUUAAAUCUGUACUUUUUACAUGUAGACUUCAGGCCAAAAAAAAGUCUCCGGUUUCUGGUAUGGAGCUUGCCCAAAAAGUGGUGCGGCGACGCGGCUUUUUUUUUUUUUAACCUGAC